Messenger RNA from Diachasmimorpha longicaudata, 2548 nucleotides. RefSeq names its product Selenophosphate synthetase 1 (gene Sps1). Gene Ontology annotation, cellular component: cytoplasm. The record is from RefSeq and is a predicted model, not a curated record. The transcript has 6 exons. NCBI's taxonomy places the organism in Eukaryota, Metazoa, Arthropoda, Insecta, Hymenoptera, Braconidae. Gene Ontology annotation, molecular function: ATP binding; selenide, water dikinase activity. Gene Ontology annotation, biological process: L-selenocysteine biosynthetic process.
UAUAAAGCGUUUGCAAUCGACGGCCAUUUUGUGGUUAUACGGGAUCCCGGACAGUCGACGCCGGUGUCGUUAUUUCUCCGUGACAGUGGCUCACCGUUUGCGGAUAACCACGUACCCCGAUAACGUGCAAAAGACCCAUAACUCGAGAUAUAAUUUUGUUGACGGUAAAAUGGCGGAUCUACAGGGAACACCGGUGAGCCAGGACGCCCUGUCCGUUGGUCAACUGGAGCUGGGAAAUAAUCCAAACGCACUGGCGUUACGCAGGCCUUUUGAUCCAGUUGCACAUGAUCUUGAUGCUACUUUCCGUCUGACGCGUUUUGCUGAUUUAAAAGGAUGAGGGUGUAAAGUCCCUCAGGAGGUACUUGGUAAACUCCUUGAGGGACUACAAGCUGAUGAUGGUAGUGCACAGGAUCAUGAGCAUGCACACUUCAUGCACAUGGCCAUUCCCAGAAUUGGGAUUGGCAUGGACUCCUCCGUAACGCCACUUCGGCAUGGUGGACUUAGUUUGGUGCAAACCACAGACUUCUUCUACCCUCUAGUCGAUGAUCCUUACAUGAUGGGUAAAAUUGCUUGUGCCAAUGUCUUAAGCGAUCUAUACGCAAUGGGUGUGACAGAGUGUGAUAACAUGUUAAUGCUACUUGGUGUAAGCACGAAGAUGACCGAGAAAGAACGGGAUGUUGUUGUGCCACUCAUCAUGAGGGGAUUCAAAGAUUCUGCCCUGGAAGCUGGGACCACUGUAACAGGUGGACAAACGGUUGUGAAUCCCUGGUGCACUAUUGGUGGAGUCGCCUCCACAGUUUGUCAGCCUAACGAGUACAUUGUCCCAGAUAAUGCUGUUGUGGGAGACGUUUUGGUUCUUACAAAACCUCUGGGGACUCAGGUUGCAGUGAAUGCACAUCAGUGGUUAGAUCAACCGGAUCGUUGGAACAGAAUUAAACUUGUCGUCAGUGAGGACGAUGUCAGAAAGGCCUAUCAACGAGCUAUGGACAGUAUGGCAAGACUCAACAGAAUAGCUGCCCGCUUAAUGCACAAAUACAACGCUCACGGGGCAACAGAUGUUACAGGGUUUGGCCUGUUGGGUCAUGCCCAGAAUCUAGCGAAACACCAAAAGAAUGAAGUGUCCUUCGUGAUUCACAAUCUACCUGUGAUAGCAAAAAUGGCAGCAGUGGCAAAGGCCUGUGGCAACAUGUUCCAACUGCUUCAGGGUCACUCAGCAGAGACCAGUGGAGGUCUACUGAUAUGUUUACCACGUGAACAAGCUGCAGCAUAUUGCAAAGACAUUGAAAAGCAGGAAGGGUAUCAAGCCUGGAUCAUUGGAAUUGUCGAGAAGGGAAAUCGCACUGCUCGUAUCAUUGAUAAACCGCGAGUUAUCGAAGUCCCUGCAAAAGAAAAAGAUGGAGAACUUUGGUAACGUCAAUGUUUCUCUGACAAAAUCUAUAAUAAUUCUGAAAUUGCCAUUUCGUUGAUCCAUGUCCAGUUCACAUCAAUCAGAAGCUCAAUUCACAAAAUUUUAACAGAAGAAGUUUCAGAAAAAAUUGACAGAUCAAUAGGAACUAACUGAAUUGCAAUCAAGUCUGAUUUCAAUUGUAUAAAGUUAUCACAUCAACUUGUCACUUGUUUUUUACAAAUCUAGAUUUAAUAUUGUUUGAACUUUCUGUUUAAAAAAACAAUAAGACUUUUUUUUGCUAUUCUCUACGACAUAAUGCUUUUAUUCUUUUAUUAAAAAUGCAUUUUUUCCGUGUUAAGUACUCUAAUUCAGUUCGAUUAUGAUAGUUCAGAUUAGUCAUUUGUAUAUGGAUUCUUUCAAAAGUAGCAUUCUCGAAAUGUGAAGUACAGUAGAGCUAAAAUGUUCAUUCCAUUUUUUUUGACAAAUAUGUUUCGAAUGAAGGGAUUCGAGAGGAGAAAAAUUAUUUUUAUUAGAAAGUCUUUCCAUAAGGAUAUGGCUCAUUGUCGACGGCAUUGAUAAUUACUAAUUAUCGUAAGAGUAAAGAAGAAUAAAAAUCAAUAGAUUUUUUUAAGAGUCCAGAACAUUUAUCUCAUUGAAAGCAAUAUUUGUAGAAUAAUGAAGGAAUUCGGGCUGAUCAAUCCCGUUUUUUGUCACUCAAGUAAGGAGAAGUUGCCACAAAGUUGGGUACCAAGUUGGCUUCGUAACAUAACUGAUGAGUACCAAUGAAAGCAAAAAUCAUUAAAUCGAUAAUUCAUUAUCGAAUUUCAAGUCUGUCAGGACGAUAGAGAAAAACAAAUAAAAGCCAAUGGUGAAGAUAACAGAGAUAACAUUUCAUUAUAAAAAUGUAUAAUUUUUAUGAAAAUAAUCGAAACCAUUUAUUCUACUCCUCAUCACCUCGAACGCAAACAAUCAAACAGAAAAGUGUUAAAUUUGACAUUAUAAAUCGUGAUCUGUAUAAAAUCAUUUCAUGCAAUGUUCGAGGCCUUCUCACAGUUCCAAAUUUUGUUUUAUUGAUGAGGAAAUGAUGGAAUGAUCUGAUGUUGAAUAAAUGUAUUAUCUUUUCAUACAAAAAUAAAAUGCUACUUUGUCAAUACAAAAUAA